Cryptomeria japonica (Japanese cedar) is the source of this 2075-nucleotide messenger RNA. RefSeq names its product chaperone protein dnaJ C76, chloroplastic. The coding region runs from base 474 to 1535 and encodes 353 amino acids. Lineage: Eukaryota; Viridiplantae; Streptophyta; Pinopsida; Cupressales; Cupressaceae. The transcript has 9 exons. The record is from RefSeq and is a predicted model, not a curated record.
AACAUGUGGUCGAGGAAAUCUCUGUUUCAAUUACCUCGCAAGGAUUUAAAAAUUCCUUCAAAAAAUAAUCUCCACGCUUUAUCAAAUUCCCAAGUUAUUUCUGAAACUGAAAAUUUUAUGAGGUUUGCAAUUAUGUCGUCCCUUCAACAGCGACACUGAUUUUUUGGAGCAAUCGCUGGAUAGAAACAAAAUUUACUCUUACGUAUUCGUGAAAGUUCUCUCGUGAUCGUCAGUUUUUCAUUCAUCAUUCGCUUUCCAAUUAACAAUGGCACAACAGAAAGCUGAAUCUCACUCUUUAUCGUAGGCAUUCUCUCAUUCCAAUGAAUUGGGAGUACAAAGACCCGAAUCGAAGUAGUAUAUCUUUGCUGAAUUGGAAAUACGAGAGCUGAAUAAUUCUUGACAAUCUGGGACAGCUUCAAAUUUCUAAGAAUUUUUAUCUGAAAUAGUUGGGAUAAUUCGGGGCAAUUGAGAAGAUGGCAGUCCUACAGCCUCAAGUACUCGCAAAUGCUCCUAAAUUUCAACCAGCGGAAGCAAAUAGGUUGUCUCGAACCGCAGACCUCAAAAUGCGAGGGGUUAAACGCCAGUCGAGGGCCUUAUGUAGGGGAAGAUCGGGCGGCAGAAGUUGUGCAAGAAGAAUUGAAGUUAGAGCAAAAGCGGAGACGACAGAGGUUGAUCUAUCGGGAGAGUCUGUUGCAGACGACUAUUAUGCUGUGCUUGGUGUGAUGCCAGAUGCAACGCCAGGAGAGAUCAAGAAAGCCUAUUACAACUGUAUGAAAGCUUGCCAUCCAGAUUUAAGUGGUAAUGAUGACGAGACAACAAAUUUCUGUAUGUUUGUUAAUGAAGUUUAUGAGAUAUUGAGUGAUCCUGUGCAGCGAAAGGUCUAUGAUGAAAUACAUGGGUAUUCUUUGACGACAAUUAAUCCCUUUUUGGACGAUUUUCAACCAAUGGACCAUGUAUUUGUUGAUGAAUUCUGUUGUAUAGGUUGUAAAAAUUGUGCAAAUAUUGCUUGUAAAAUAUUUAACAUUGAAGAAGAUUUCGGACGGGCAAGAGCAGUUUGUCAAUCAGGAAAUCCUGACUUAGUUCAACAGGCUAUUGAUUCCUGUCCAGUUGAUUGUAUACAUUGGACAACUGCUGCACAAUUAUCACUUUUGGAAGAUGAAAUGCGUAGAAUGGAGCGCGUAAAUGUAGGUUUGAUGCUUUCAAACAUGGGCGGUCCAACUCCUGAUGUUUUCGCAAGGGCAUCUUAUCGAUGGGAAAAGCGCCAAGCAAGAGUUUUGGAGCGUGCCAGAAUGAAGAUGAUGAAGGAGAAGCGUGCUGGUAAGGCACCAUCAUAUUGGGAUAGUAUGCGGGGUGGUGACAGUCAAGCGACCUAUCAAAGUACAGAUAACAAUGUCCGUGAGAGAGCUAGUAGAGCUGCAGCAGCAGCAAGAAAGUGGAGAGAAUAUUCGAGGAAAGGUGUCGAUCGGAGACCAACAUGCAGCCUUCCUGAGAGCAAGUCAGCUGAGGAAGAUCAGAAAGAAAUGCAAAAUGUGUGACGGCAAUGUAAUAUUAGACUGCAGCGAAAAGUAUCUCAUUAAAGAGGAUAUCAUGUGGCAACUCAAACAUUAUAUUCCACGUGGUAAAUGUAUUCCUUGUAUGAAAUUGAAUGUAUAGAAGCAAUCUAAUUAAUGUAUAAUAGUAGGUCGAAAUUAAACUUUCCAAUGAAUGCAUAUAAUUGGCUUGAAGGGGAGCCAUAUAGAUAACGAAGUACCUAUAGGUAUUGAAUGUAGCCAAUCAAUCAGCUUCGUUGCCACAAAAGGGAUACCCCACAGGAGGUGUGUGUGACUGUAGCCAAUCAAUCAGCCAUCAUUGCCACAGAAAAGUAUAUUCUACAGGAGGUAAACUACUUAAAUACAAAUUGCAUUAGAAGUUUACAGGUUUAUCUUUUAGCUUAUCACUUUGAAUGUCAAAGGCAUCAAAGUUACAGGUUUACGCAUAAUAUGGUAGGAGUGAAUAUUAAAGGAAAAAUUUGUACCAAGUAAAUAAUAAGAAUCCAUUAAAUGGUUAAAUAUAAGAUUAUCAGAUAUCACUUCUUA